Molecule: messenger RNA, 916 nt
Organism: Paramuricea clavata
Lineage: Eukaryota; Metazoa; Cnidaria; Anthozoa; Malacalcyonacea; Plexauridae
Source: the annotation of a GenBank genome assembly
AUGUUGCCCCAUCAGAGUGACACAGGCGUACAGUCUGCCGAAGUCUCAGUAAUAACUUGCACCGGUGAUAUAAGCGAAGUAAGCAACCUAACAACCGAGAAUAAUGAUUAUGGAGCCGAGAUUCCUGUCGCCAAAAUAGAUAUAAUAUCACCUAUUGAUAAUUCGUCGCUUGCGGAGCUUGAGAAUUUUAUUGACGAUUCAUUUUGUAAUAUUAUGAACUCCCGACACAGUGAAGUAACGAAGGGUACUGUGGAACAAGUAUUUGUAAAUUCUACCCCCUUUAAACAACGCGAGAGCGACAGCGCCACUAUAAAAAAUGCAUUAUUUGACAAUUUUAAAGAGAAGGUUGAAUAUGAAAUAUCAAAUUUAUUGGCUAAACUCGCCAAGCAAGACGAAACUAUCAACAUAAAUAAGCAAGAUAUAUGCAAAUUGAGUGAAGAAAAUUUGCAUCUCAAAUCACGUAUCUCCAAAUUACAAGGAAAGAUGGCUUCGGCCUCCAUAGAAAAAUUCCCUGGUGCUAUUGAAAUAUCUUGUGUCACGCCUACAACGCAGUACGUCCCCAUAAGCACUAAGAAAAAGGCCAACGAAGACCGACUACCGGAAAGUAAUGUGCCUAAUAUGCAGUCCAAUCCAGCAGUUAGGGUACCUACUGUACUUAUGAAAAUUUGACCUUGCAACCGCGAACCCAGCAGACGAAUAAGAAUCGUUACGACCGCCCCCUAAAGAAUUCCACUCCUUGUCCAUUUCUUCUGCGUCGAUGUUGGUGUCGAAAGGGAGACCGAUGCGACUUUCAGCAUCUUAAACCAUCUCGCAAUACACAUAAACAUAAUGUCCCCUGUCCUUUUUUGCAGAACAGAGGCUUCUGUCUGAAAGACGAUCGAUGUGAUUUCUCCCACGCUUGGGUACCAACCAGAAG